This is a messenger RNA of Aspergillus ochraceoroseus IBT 24754, 1652 nucleotides long. RefSeq names its product glutamine amidotransferase subunit DUG3. Bases 251 to 1408 code for a protein of 385 amino acids. The record is from RefSeq and is a predicted model, not a curated record. NCBI's taxonomy places the organism in Eukaryota, Fungi, Ascomycota, Eurotiomycetes, Eurotiales, Aspergillaceae. The transcript is spliced from 4 exons.
AUUUUUGAUCCUCUAACUCGUCAAUUGAGUAUUAUAAAGGCUUAGUUGUUUUGAAUCUGGCUUUGAUAUCGCUUGGUGGAGGAGGAAAGAACUUAUAUUCCUCCUCUUUACCGUCACCGCCACACCUGGCCCAAUAACUAGAGCAACGGAGCAACGGAGCAACAACUUGCUUUUCAGCUCAACAUACAUUUCGGCUUGUUUGAGUUGGCUUUCUUUGCCAUCUUUCCUUUAGAGACCAACUGUAUAGACCAUGUGUCGAUUUCUAGUGUACAAGGGCAGACAUGAGAUUCGUCUCAGCAAGUUAGUCACAGAGCCCAGCCAUUCCAUACUUACUCAGUCCUACGACUCUCGACUCCGACUGGACAACCGCCGUCCCGUUAACGGCGACGGCUUCGGAGUCGGAUUCUACACGGACCCUAAGCUAGGACCCGAGCCGUGUAUUUUCACAUCCACGCUCCCAGCCUGGAACUGCGAGAACCUCGAGCGUCUCGCAUCCAAGACGUGCUCGAAUCUGAUCUUCGCGCAUGUCCGCGCAACCACGGAGGGUACGCUCUCCGAUACCAACUGCCACCCGUUCCAGCAUCAAACGCUGAUGUGGAUGCACAACGGCAAUAUCGGCGGAUGGCAGUAUAUCAAACGGACGCUGGGCGACUCGCUCGCGGACAAGUGGUAUCUUGGCGUAAAGGGCGGGACGGAUAGCGAGUGGGCGUUCGCUUUGUUUCUCGAUCUCCUGGAGAAGGAAGGGGUGGAUCCGAGUUCGGAUCCCGGCCCGGAGGGGUUUGGACAGGCGCUCCUGCGUCGGGUCAUGGUGAAGACCAUCGCGAAGAUCAAUGAAUUCAUCCGGGACAUUCCGAAACGGCAUAACGUCCGGGAUGUCGAGACGCGCAGUCUGCUGAAUUUCGCCGUCACGGAUGGACACACUGUAGUCUGCACGCGGUAUAUCAGUAGUAAAACCGAUGAGCCGGCGAGCUUGUACUUUUCUUCGGGGACGAAGUGGAAGGAAGGCAAAGUCAAGGGACACUUCAAGAUGGAGCGGCAUGACAAGGGUGCGGAUAUUGUGUUGGUGGCUAGCGAGCCCAUCACUUUCGAGAGACAUAACUGGGUCUCCGUUCCCGCCAACUCAAUCGUCACAAUCCACAAACAGACUGUCCUUUUGCAUCCAAUCCUGGACGAGUUCUACAGCGAAGACCUGAACCAGGAUCGGUCCUCGUGCUAUGCUGUCUCCAAGGGUCUUGUCAGCACUGCCCCCGGAACGACCGUACAACCGCAGAACGCGAAUGGAUUGGCAAGAGGAACAACCAAGACGGACAUCAAAGUCACUGGGCCCGGGCUCGACCUGGACGAGGUUGAUGGGGGAAUACCCAAGAAUCAGUUGGAGAUUGCAAAUCAGUGUGCACUGUCACAUUAACCGAGUUCCUUUUGCUUCUGCGCGGCGCGGUUGAAGAGCAGGCAGGACUUGCAGUGUUCUAAAUUGGAGUCAAUUGGGUUCUGGGUUUGGCUAUUGGAGCAAGCGUUAUCAGUUCUGAUACUUUUGAUUUGACUUUGCGGAUAUCUUAUGUUUUGAGUAGAACGUUUUAAGGCCUCUUCGAGAUUGUUGAUUUGAUUAUAGAAUUAUGAGUAUUGGAUCUUGAAAUAAUAUCUAUUCGUUAAAA